This is a messenger RNA of Miscanthus lutarioriparius, 210 nucleotides long. Lineage: Eukaryota; Viridiplantae; Streptophyta; Magnoliopsida; Poales; Poaceae. The record is from the annotation of a GenBank genome assembly.
AUGGAGUCCAUCAUCGUGCAGGCGGUGGUGCUCCUCCUAGACAUCAUUGUCUUCGGCCUGGGCAUGGCCACCGAGCAGGGCUGGAGCCGGGCCCCCGUCACCCCAGACGUCGCCAAGGAGUAUGACUACUGCAUCUAUGACUCCGACAUCGCCAACCGCCCGCCAGUCACCGCGUCCGAAGCCCAGCGCAGCACCACGACGCCGUCUUAG